Molecule: messenger RNA, 402 nt
Organism: Alligator mississippiensis (American alligator)
Lineage: Eukaryota; Metazoa; Chordata; Crocodylia; Alligatoridae
Exons: 2
Coding region: 26-328 (100 amino acids)
Biological process (GO): defense response
Cellular component (GO): extracellular region
Source: RefSeq, a predicted model, not a curated record
CUGAGAUCCCAGCUAAGCUUAGGCCAUGAAGAUCAUCUAUCUUCUCUUGGGUGUUGCCUUCUUGGUCUCCCAGGCCCAGGCACAGGACGUGGUCGUGGCACAGGAUGAAGCUGAAGCACAAGAUCUAGAUGACAUUGAUGAGGAGGCUCAGGACAAUGCCAUGGAAGCAGAGUACGCUGCUACUAUGGGAUCUCCAGAUGUUAAGCCACAGGAAUAUCCAGUAGUUUGUAGAGUUCUCCUUGGUGUUUGCCGGCCCUUUCGCUGCCUGAGAAAUGAACGUACAAUUGGAUCAUGUUCAUCUAAUCACGCUUGCUGCAAGAGAUACUAAGACAAAGCCUUUCACAUGGAGUUGAAGAAAACCAGGAAGCAAUUCAUCCGUUCUAAAGAGUUAAAAUGGCUAUC